AUGGCACCAGGAGAGCGCUCAGAAGAAGUCUGGCUAUGGUACACAGCAGUAUACGAAGCGAUUCAAGAGGUACCUUCUGGCAAGGUCACUAGCUAUGGUCAUAUUGCCAGGCUGGUAGGGAAGCCCGAAUGUCCAAGACAAGUCGGAGUUUGUCUCAAGAACUUGCCUUCGCCAUCGGCCGAUAGCAGCAAGAGUUCAACGUUCCAUAGCCGCAACGUGCCUUGGCAGCGCGUGAUCAACGCCAGAGGCGGUAUCAGCCCGAGAGGCCCGAGCGCUGCUGCUCAGCAGGCGGAUGCUCUGCGGAGAGAGGGAGUGGAGGUCAGACAGGAUGCCAUGGGCCAGUACACGGUAGAUCUCGGUACAUAUGGCUGGUUCCCUGAUGUCCUCCCAAGCGAGGCUGGCUUAGUUGAAAGUAGCGACGAGGAGGAUGAAGAAGCGGCCGCGUACCACACUUGA
Molecule: messenger RNA, 456 nt
Organism: Alternaria ethzedia
Lineage: Eukaryota; Fungi; Ascomycota; Dothideomycetes; Pleosporales; Pleosporaceae
Exons: 4
Coding region: 1-456 (151 amino acids)
Biological process (GO): DNA repair
Molecular function (GO): catalytic activity
Source: RefSeq, a predicted model, not a curated record